GGGUUAAAGAAUUUUUAAUGCCUUAUGAGGAAUUAUUGUUUCUUGCAGGAGCUCGUGAGUUAAACGAAAUAGAUAAAUCCAAUGUAAAAAAGGUGAAGGAUGAUCAAAAGGAUGUGUUAAUUGAGGCUUUAUUGAACAAACUACGAAGUGACUCUGGCAAUGAUGUUACUUUUAUAGUCGGUAAAGAGAAAAAAAGAAUUGGUGCUAACAAAUAUAUACUUUCGGCCGCUUCAACUCAUUUUGAAGGAAUGUUUUGUCGUGGGUUUAGUGAAGCAGAAAAGAAUGAAAUUGAGAUAAAUGAUAUUCAGCCAGAUGCAUUUCAGGUAUUGAUUCAAUGGUUAUAUGGACAAUCUUUUGAAGAUGCAAUAAAUUCUGUUUUACGUAAUGAGGAAGCGUUUACAACAGAACAAGAAUGUUAUGAAACCUAUUAUUUGAAUUUUUUAGUUCAUUUAUUAACUGUAACUGAUAUUUAUAACAUCGAACAACUUAAAAACAUAAUAGAGAAUGCAAUUAUAAGUUCAUGUAUUAAUAUCCAUAAUGUGUGUGAAAUUUUAGAAUGGUCAAAAAAUUGUGAAGCAUCACAAUUAAGUAAUUAUUGCAUAAAUUUUAUUAGGUCAAAUAAGGAGAUUAUUGUAGAGCAAAGGUUAGAAUACUGUGCAAUCACCACGAAUGAGAAAGAAAUAAUAGAAGAGUCAGAAAUGAUAGACUUGAUGUUGUUCGAUGAAGGGCAAUGA
This is a messenger RNA of Funneliformis caledonium, 734 nucleotides long. The record is from the annotation of a GenBank genome assembly. Lineage: Eukaryota; Fungi; Glomeromycota; Glomeromycetes; Glomerales; Glomeraceae.